Molecule: messenger RNA, 192 nt
Organism: Monoraphidium neglectum
Lineage: Eukaryota; Viridiplantae; Chlorophyta; Chlorophyceae; Sphaeropleales; Selenastraceae
Exons: 1
Biological process (GO): 'de novo' pyrimidine nucleobase biosynthetic process; pyrimidine nucleotide biosynthetic process
Cellular component (GO): cytoplasm; chloroplast
Molecular function (GO): dihydroorotase activity
Source: RefSeq, a predicted model, not a curated record
GCUGGUGCCCUGGAGAAGCUCGAAGGCUUUGCCAGCCACCACGGUCCCGACUUUUACGGUCUGCCCCGCAAUAGCGGCACAGUCACACUGGUGCAGCGGCCCUGGAUCAUCCCGGAGCACUAUGGCUUUGGCAGCAGCACAGUGGUGCCCAUGUGGGCAGGGCAGGAGAUCGGGUGGGAUGUGGAGGCAUGA